Molecule: messenger RNA, 2541 nt
Organism: Phytophthora nicotianae INRA-310
Lineage: Eukaryota; Oomycota; Peronosporomycetes; Peronosporales; Peronosporaceae
Exons: 1
Coding region: 28-2475 (815 amino acids)
Biological process (GO): mitotic recombination; mismatch repair
Cellular component (GO): nucleus; MutSalpha complex
Molecular function (GO): mismatched DNA binding; ATP binding; ATP-dependent DNA damage sensor activity
Source: RefSeq, a predicted model, not a curated record
AAUCACUCUAGAAACUUAAUCAAGGUCAUGGCUGACAGGGACCGUGAGGACGACGACUCUGCGUCCGUCGAGAUGCUUGAGGAAGCGCAGGCGGAGGUGGCGCUUCAGAUCCGCAAUGAGAAGCAUCUUAAGCAGGUGGGCGUGGCAGUUCGCCGGCCUCGCGCACGCGCGUCGUGCGUUAAGGGCCAAGCCGACGAGGACACGAAGCAAUGGGAGCUGCUGCUCUUCUCCUUCUCAGACUCGAGUGAGCUGGCCAACCUCGAAUCACUGCUAGUGCAAUUGGCGCCCUCCACGUGCUAUCUUUCGGCUGAGCUGGAGCAGUCCCAGAGCGUGGGUGACAGCAAGAAGCUACACGCGCUUCUGCAGACUCACGAGGUGUCCGUCGUCUACAUGAAGAAGCAGCUGUUCUACGACGUGAGCGGUGUCGAGACCAACGUCGCCAGGCUACUGGGAGCUAGUGCGAUGGCCGAGUAUAAGGACGUGCUGGCAUCCAAGAUCGCAGCGGGCUCGCUGGCCUGUUUGAUCGAGGCUCUGGGCGUCAUGACUGACGCCGAGUCCUUCGGCUGCUACACGCUGAAAGAGGGGAAUCUCUCGUCUGCCAUGCAACUGGAUAGCGCUGCUGUCUGGUCGCUCAACUUGCUGCCAGAGCCGAGCUCUACUACAACCGGGGUAGCGAGAUUUGGAGGUAGCGUACUGGAGAUUCUGAAUCGAGGCAAGACGCCUAUGGGACGUCGCUUGCUGGAGCGCUGGAUUCGACAGCCACUGCUGGAUGUCAAGCAGAUCGAGACCAGACAGAGUCUUGUCCAGCUCUUCGUGGACGACACGUCAUUGAGGAUGGAGCUGCUGGACGAGUGUAUGAAGGCGUUGCCGGACUUGGGUCGACUGGCGGUCAGUCUUGAGAAGAAGAAGCACGCUAAGAUCACAGACCUAGUGAGUGUGUAUGAUGCCGCGGUUGGUGCCAUGCCGCGUGUGCUGAAGCUCUUGAAGGCGACCAAUGCUGGUGGAGACAACGAUCUGGCUUCACUUGUCAAGGAGAAAUUUGCUACUCCAUUGGAGAAGGUGCUAGCGGAUCUGCAGGGCUACACGGAGCUUGUGAAGGAGGUUGUUGACCUGGACAGCCGUCCGACUCUUGUGGUGAACGCUAAGCAUGAUGAGAAUCUUCAGGCGCUGCGUGAAGAGUGGGAUGGCAUCCUUGCGGAUAUUGAGGAGGAGCACCGCAAUGCUCUUGAUACGAUUGGUGGCGACAUCAAGUGUGAGAAGGACAAGGUUCGUGGCUUCGCUUUUCGUGUAGUGAACAAGAAAGAAGAAGCACGGCUGUCCAAGCUGCCAUACGUCCACAUCUGCCAAGUACUCGUGAGUGGCGUCCAGUUCACUACGACUAAGCUGAAGGCGCUCGCUGCCGACUAUCGCCGAGUGCGUGGCGAAUACGAGGAACGACAGGCUCAUUUACUUAGUGCAGCGAUCGAUGUGGCCAGCACGUACGUACCUGUCCUCGAAGCUGCCACUGCUACACUAGCAGAAUUGGACGUGCUCUUGGGCUUCGCCCACGCUGCAUGCCACGCUGGUUCAGGCUACUGUCGUCCAACAGUUGAACAAAAUGGCGACUGUAUCGUGUUGACUAGUGCCCGUCACCCUUGUGUGGAACUGCAGGACGGUGUAGACUUCAUACCAAACGACUACAACUUUGAACGCGAAAGCUCGCGCUUUCAACUCGUGACCGGGCCAAACAUGGGUGGUAAAAGUACCUACAUUCGGCAAUUGGGCACGAUUGCAGUGAUGGCACAAAUCGGUAGCUUUGUUCCAGCAGAGGUUGCGCGAUUGCCUGUGUUCGACAAAUUGUUGGUUCGUGUUGGAGCUGGUGACCUGCAACAGCGAGGCGUAUCAACGUUCAUGCUGGAAAUGCUAGAGGCGUCUGCUAUUCUGCACAAGGCUACAGAGCGCUCACUUGUGAUUAUUGACGAGUUGGGUCGAGGCACGUCCACCUAUGACGGAUUUGGGUUGGCCUGGGCAAUCUCGGAGUAUCUUCUCACCAAGGCGCGCGCCAUGUGCCUAUUUGCAACGCACUUCCACGAGUUAACAGCGUUGAAGCUGGAACACCCUCACGGUUUCGCCAACAAGCAUGUUACUGCCGUUGCCAGCGACCGGGAAAUCACGAUGGUAUACCAGGUGCGGGACGGCCCAUGUAUGCAAAGUUUUGGUGUUCACGUGGCCUCCAUGGCAGGCUUUCCCCAGUCAGUCAUUGAGUGCGCUCGGCAAAAGAGCCAGGAGCUUGAGGGAUUCGAGCGCGCCGUAGGUAGUCAGGAGACAAUCGGUGCCAAGAGGUCUGCUACGGAAGCCUCACUAACCGAUAGUGAAUCCCCUUCGAAGGUUCCUGCAUCGGACAAGGAAUUCCUGUCCGCUUUUGCUGCUCUCCCUCUCGACAAAAUGGCACCAGCAGAGGCGUUUGCUGCUGUUCGUAACCUACGUCCCCAAUAGGACCAUAUGUAAUAAACGAGGUAAAAGCUUUCAAGCCCUACCAUGAUAUUAUGAACACACACAGAG